ACCUCUCUCACCUCACCCACCCUCGCCACUCUUCCCGCUUCUCGCACAGGCCCGUCCUCUGCGCCGCCGCCAUGGCCAACUGCGGCACGCCCGUCGCCGUGUCGACGCUGUACGCGACCAGCACCGACUUCUUCACCUCGACAUCCACGCAGCUCGUCACCGCCGAGGCCAGCGGCACCGGCGCCGGCAGCGUCAGCACCAGCACCGUCCUCGUCACGGGCUCGUCGACGCGCGUCGUGCCGACGUCGACCGUCUUCUCCACGCCGCCGUGCACCACUGCGGCGCCUCAGACUUCCGCGGCGGCCAACCCCACCUCCGCCGCGCCGACGUCGACCCGCGCUCCGGCUGCGUCGAGUGAGAGGCCCACCACCUCCACUCUCGUCGCAACAAGCCUGAGCACGAGCAACGGCAAUGUCGUCCAGGUGACGGUCACGCAGGUCGUCGUCGGCGCCGGACCCUCGUCGACCGUCGUCUCGUCGAACAACGGCAGCACGGGGCAGACCGUCGGCAACUCCUCGAGCGGCGGCGGCUCUUCGCGCGUCGGGCCCAUCGUGGGCGGCGUAGUGGGCGGCGUCGUGGCGCUGCUGCUGGCGGCACUCCUGGCACGCUGGUUCAUUCUGCGCAAGCGCCGGGCGCGCGACUCGGAGAAGCUCGAUGCCUUCUUUGGCGAUGUGAACGUCUCGCGCGGACACUCGCUCGAUGGCUCUGCUAAUGGCGGUGCGGGCGGUGGCCUCGGCGAGAGCAAGCUCUCGGGCGAUGGCGUCGCGCAGGCGCGCCCGCCGCAGCCGUGGGGCUCUCCCUCUGCGGCUCCGGCGAUGAGCGAGGCGGGCUACGGAGCAGCAGGAUGGGGCGCACACGAUGCGGCACAGCGCGCGUCGGGCUACUACGGUCCGUCUACGCAGAUGCACUCUGCUGCUCCCGGCAUGUACCCCGAGCAAUCCGGGUACGGCAACGUCGCGCGCAACCCGAGCGGCAGCAGUGCGCACGCCAACCACGUCGCGCAACAGGCGUACGGCGUCGCAGCUGGCGCCCUGGCAGCAGCCGGCGCCGGCGGUGCAGCCGAUGCAUACGCACACAACUCGGCGCCCAACACGAUGGGUCGCAAUGCGGGCAAGCACAACUCCGGCGGUCGACCAGUCUCUGGUGGCGGCCUCGGCGGCGGACGCACUUACAGCCAGAGCAGCGGUGGUGAGCGCUCCCACCCUGGCUCGCCGCAGUUCGCACCGCAUCGCGCCAUUUCACCGCCGCCACGACAGCCCAGCAACUCGCCGCCUCCGCAGCCCGGCAUGUUCCCGCCCUCGCGCUACGGGCAUCUCGAUGUCGGCGUAGCACCUGCCGCCGGCGGUUCUCCGUCCUCUCAGAGCCCCGGCAUUUCUCGCGAGGCAUCUCUCUCUGCCAUGCCCGCGGCCGCUGCCUCAGCCUCCGCUACGCCCCCCACUCGUUCAGUGUCGGGCGAUGCCUCGCGCGACUCGGUGCAGGCUUAUCAAGCCUCGAUGGCAAGACAAGCGUCAGAAGCUCUUGUGGCCUCCAAGUCGCCGCCGCGACGAACGACGAGGACCGCAGAUGACGAUGGAGACGUGGCGGCGGAGCGUGAGGCCGCCGCAAAGCUCUGGGGCGCCCAUCGCGGACUGCACGUCGCCAAUGGCGCCGACGUCCAGACGCCCUGAAGCAUCCCGCGCCGUCUGCUCCUCCCGAUCUUGACCGUGUCGCUCCGCUCUCGCACGCGCGCAUUCGAGGCUGCAUUGCAAUCAUGCGCCUCUGCGCUCUCCCUCUCCACGACCGAUCGAUCCGUCUCCUGUCGACUCCGCUUUAUCGUCUCCACAUGCUGUACAAUUACAAUCGCUGCGAAGGCCGUUCGCCUCGCCCUUGCCUCUCUGUCCAUCCCAUCGCCAUACGAUCUUAUCACACGUCGCGCCGCUCCUCCCUCAGCACUCCCUUUUCUCCCUUAUCUGCUGUUCUCUUAUUCUCUCUCGCCGUUUCGCCGUAUAGAAUGCGAUGCAGGCACGACGAUGCGCAAUGAAGCAUGAUCGACAUGUGUUC
Tilletiopsis washingtonensis is the source of this 2040-nucleotide messenger RNA. RefSeq lists its product as hypothetical. The transcript has a single exon. The record is from RefSeq and is a predicted model, not a curated record. Bases 72 to 1667 code for a protein of 531 amino acids. NCBI's taxonomy places the organism in Eukaryota, Fungi, Basidiomycota, Exobasidiomycetes, Entylomatales.